This is a messenger RNA of Prorocentrum cordatum, 1689 nucleotides long. NCBI's taxonomy places the organism in Eukaryota, Dinophyceae, Prorocentrales, Prorocentraceae. The record is from the annotation of a GenBank genome assembly.
AUGGACGCCGCGCCCCAGGGCCAGCCGGAGCCCCAUGCGGGCGCCGCGGCCGGCGGCGGCGGGCUCCGCCGCGACCUGCGCGGCCUCGAGAGGGAGUGGGUCGAGGUCCCCGACGAAGGGCUGCGGUUCCUGUGGCACCGGCCGCCGCGCGAGGAGGUCGCAAGGCAGCGCGCGGAGCCCGGCACCGUUCGCAUCUUUCUGAACGGCUGCUUCGACCUCAUGCACAUCGGGCAUUUCAACGCCCUCCGUCAGGCCAAGAGUCUCUUUCAGCAGCGCGGCUACAGCAAGGUGGUAAUGGUGGCGGGUAUCCACUCGGAUGAGGCGAUCAGUCACCAGAAGGGCCCUCCCCUCAUGGACGACGACGAGAGGAUUGCGAUGCUGCAGGCUACGAAGUGGGUCGAUGAGAUGGCCACUUCCUUGCCGUACACGUCCAUGUCGGUGAAGAUGGCCGAUGCUCUCAGCGUGGACUGGAUCUGUCACGGCGACGACCUGCCCGUCUGCAGGAGCGGCGGCGGCAUGUACACAGACGCUAUCGAGAAGGGCCGCUUCCAGAUGUUGAAGCGGACGGAGGGCAUCUCGACCACGCAGAUCUUGCAGCGCUUGCUGGAACGCCCGUCUGGCGACGACCCUGAAGAGCACCCCGCCGUGCCGUCGGCCCUUGCCGCGGGGUCCCAGGGCACCCACGACGGCGGGCCGCCCCUGGAGUCCGCGCUGGCUACCACCCAGCGCCUCGCUCAGUUCGCCGAGCGGCCCGGCGGGGCGCAGCGGGGCUGCAUCGGUGACGCCAAGCGCGUCGUGUACAUCGGGGGGACAUUCGAUCUCCUGCACGUCGGGCACGCUCGAGCCCUCGAGCAGGCGUCGGAGCUCGGAGACUACCUCCUCGUGGGCGUGCACUCGGACGAGACGGUGCGCCGGCGGCGCGGGAUGCUGCCAGUGCUGACCCUCAUGGAGCGAGCCAUGGCAGUGCUGGCGAUGAGGUGGGUCGACGACGUGGUCCUCGGCGCUCCCUGGGAGGUGACCCGAGAUCUCCUCGUGACCAUGAACGUCGCGGUGGUCGCGGCGGGUCAGCAGGGUCCGCUUUCUGCGAGCAGCGGACCACUGGUCAUCCCCCGCACGCUGGGGAUUCUGCGGGAGGUCGACAGCGAAUCGCAGCUGACCUCUGGGUCCCUGAGGGACCGCUUCCUGCAGCGGAGGGACUCCAUCGAGAAGCGGAACGGCGCCUUGCUUCCCAAGGAAGCCACCUACACACGGGCGAAGGAGUACGUGUUCUCGAAGCCGCUUCGGGCAGACAAAAAAGAGUACCCCCACGGAGAAAGCAUGGAGGGGCAGGCGUGGCAGGGCGAGGUCACCUCACUGCAGGGCGGGGAGAGCGGGAAGGACAGAGCAGGCAUAGCGAUCGCCAUGCCGGUGCUCGAGGCGACGGGCAGCAGGUGGAGAGCCAUGCAGAUGGCGGUGCUGUCGGGUCUGGCCGAGCCGCUAGGGGCCCUCGUGGCAGUCACCGUGCUGCCGGCCAACUUUGUGGAGGGCCGCGGCAUGGACGCGCUGCUGUGUGGCGUGGGGGGCGUCAUGACGUCGGUGGCCUUCACCGAGCUGCUGCCCGAGGCGCUUGCCGAGCGCCAGCCGCUGCACGUUGCCGCAGGCUUGAUCGCUGGCUUCGCCGUCAUGAUGCUCACGCACGAGCUCGCCUAG